AUGCAGCGACUCCCUCCAUCGCCAAGCUCUGAUCACGAUCAACAGCGGGGUACAGAGAAUGACACGCGUGCCGCUCCGCCCACUUCUCCGAGCCCAAUCACUUCCCAGCCAUCGGCCCUGCGCAUCCGCAAGGAGAAGCGCUUUCAGGUGUCUCGCGCGUGUGCACGCUGCAAACGACUGCAGAAGGGAUGCAGUCAGAGCAGACCGUGCCAACGCUGCCUCGCCGUCGGCUUGGGCGAUUACUGUAACGACCAGUCGUCAUCACUAUCACCAUCCACCGCUUCCAUCGCCGAUGAUGGCGGUCGUUCCGGGCGAAGUCAUUCGGCCGAGAUACCCCCAGCCUUUGGACGGCGGACUGAUUUGCUGAUGGACCAACUCAUGCCCCACUGUCUUUUACGCUUCCUCUCACGCAUGCAGCCAACCGUCCCGGUACUGACGGCAGAUUAUAUUGACAAGUUGCAAAAGACCGCUUCUCAGCCUGCAGAGACUGUACCCUCUGUCGAAGCUUACGGGAUGCUCCAUGCCGUCUGUGGCAUGGUUCUACUCCAGGUCGACCGCAACGGCGCCCUCCCCUUUGAGCUGCCCGAUGAGGUCACCACUACGAUGCAUGGCAGUGAGCUUUUCAGGGAGGCUCUCCGGGCGUAUCACCACGUGUCGCGCGCCCAAGCCACUCCGACUCUCGAGCGCGUUCUGCUGACAUUUUUCAUCUAUGCAUGCCACUCUGCCAUGUCCCAUCACAGCCGGGCCUUUACGUUCCUGAGAGAAGCCACGACUGCUUACCUGCUACUCAGCAGCAGCAGCAGCAACAAUCACAACACAAACAGCGGUGGCUCCGACAGAGGUGUAUCUCCAAUGUACAAAACUGCCUCGGCGGGCGUGCAGGACAGACUCUUCUGGUUGCUGCUCAUCUCGGAGCGCUCCCACGCCAUCCGCUACCGGCGGCCCAUCACGCUGUACAUCACCCCCUCGUCCCCGCGGCUGCAGAACCAGCAGCGGCAGCUCCAACAACUCGCCGCCCCAGGUCGCACAUCUAUCGAGCCCUUUGACAGGCUAACCGGCUUCUGGAGCCUUGCUGCACUGUUUGCGCCAUUCAACACGACCUUUGUUGGCCUGCUCCUCGACGAGGAGGGCCGAACCAGCGAGCAGCAGCCCGCCUCCACGCAGUCAGCCACAGCGCUUCUUCUGAGCAGCAUAGACAGGCAGCUGAGCAAAGCCGUACCUGACGACGUUGAAGACCUCGAAGAGACCCAGAAGUCGAACCUGGUUGUCACGCAGCUCUGGCUGCGAAUUAUCGUGUGGCAGCUGCGCCUCCGACUGGGCCUCCUCACUAACCUCACCGUAGACGACGACCAAAUUAAAAUGGACGAAAAACAAGAUACCAAGCUCAAGAACCAGAACGAGCACCGGGAUCUUCAACAACAACGACAAGACGAGGAAGCCCGCCCAACCCCCUGGUACCCCAGCACCACGACAUACCGAUACCCGCUCGACGCGGUACGACAGGCGCGGCCCACACUAGAUGAGCUCGCCACCGACGCACUGGCCGUGCACGGCGUCGGCAUGACGGAGAAGCUGUACGAUAUUGCCUGCUCCAUGGUGGACGUGCUGGCGCUGCCGCUCGUGGGCGGCGAUAGUGGCGAUAGUCUGCACGUCUACGAGGAGGAUCUCCGUUUUGUUUGGGGUCUCGUCUCGGAUCUGCCUGGCGGGGCUGAGGUCUAUGAUGGGCUACUUAGGACGCAUUUGGAGACGGCUUUGCCGCACUUUCGGGUUCAGGAAUGA
Messenger RNA from Pyricularia grisea, 1779 nucleotides. RefSeq lists its product as uncharacterized. Lineage: Eukaryota; Fungi; Ascomycota; Sordariomycetes; Magnaporthales; Pyriculariaceae. The coding region runs from base 1 to 1779 and encodes 592 amino acids. The transcript has a single exon. The record is from RefSeq and is a predicted model, not a curated record. Gene Ontology annotation, molecular function: DNA-binding transcription factor activity, RNA polymerase II-specific; zinc ion binding. Gene Ontology annotation, biological process: regulation of DNA-templated transcription.